Molecule: messenger RNA, 2441 nt
Organism: Lytechinus variegatus (green sea urchin)
Lineage: Eukaryota; Metazoa; Echinodermata; Echinoidea; Temnopleuroida; Toxopneustidae
Product: amiloride-sensitive sodium channel subunit alpha-like
Exons: 12
Coding region: 232-2295 (687 amino acids)
Biological process (GO): sodium ion transmembrane transport
Cellular component (GO): membrane
Molecular function (GO): ligand-gated sodium channel activity
Source: RefSeq, a predicted model, not a curated record
CUCACAACUUGGUGCGUCGGUGUCCGCCAUAUUGUCGAAGGUAUGGUUAUAACCAAAAACAAGUCUCUGCGAACCAUUUCUGCUAGAUAUUAUCAUACAAGGAGAGGAAAUCAGGAUGAUAUUUGAAUAUGACUAGCGACUUAAUGUGGAUACAACUAUGACUAGAGUAAACUACAUGUGCUAGGAAUAUAGAGUUGCUUGAAAUACUUGGUUGGGUGCGUCCUGCAUGAAAUGAUGGACUAUAGCAACGAUGAUUACCCGUACAACAAUGAGAAGAAACGCGUGAGUGUUGGCCUAGGGGUGCCUCCCGGUGAUGACAUGGCUGGAGUGGAAAAGGCGUCACCAAGGGGUGCAAUGAACACCCCCUUUCAAGAUGUCGAGCCUCCGAAGCGGGUGACCUAUGGGAGCAUCAUCACCGACUUCGCGGACUCGACCACCGCCCAUGGCUUACCGCGCGUCAUCAGCGAGUCCAAGUGGUACUGGAAGAUCUUCUGGCUACUGGUCUUUUCCGGUGCUACCUAUAUCUUCUGCAGACAGGCCUGGGAUAUCCUCCAGGACUACCGAGGCAACCCCGUCAACACCAACAUCAGGAUCCAGACCAGGACCUAUGUUAGAUUUCCAGCUGUCACGGUCUGUAACAUGAACCGGAUGCGCAGGUCCAAGCUUGUCGGGACUAGGUUUGAAGGGCUGGUAGAAAUCGACGGAGGCUUCCAGGACGACGGAGACAACGCCUACUCAUGGUGGUUCGAUUUCUCUUCCGACUUCUGGAAUACUUGGUACUCGUCCGGCUAUACCUGGGGAGGAUACGGAUCCAGUUACAGCUCCAGCUUUGGCCCUGGGCGGAAGAAGCGGGCCCUGCCCUACGAUAACCUCUUCGAGGACUUCGAGAUGGUCCCCGACAUGGCUGAGGAGGACUUCGACAUCGAACCGAACCUCGAGUUCAAGGGCGCACGGCAGCUCAUCCACGGGAAACGCGUGGCACGUGCAGGAGGGUCCUCGAGUUGGUGGACCACAAGCAGCAGUUGGGGAGGCGGAUGGAGUUCUUCCUAUACAUGGGGGACAAGCUCCUCCUGGGGAUGGGGUGGUGGUGGCUACUACUCCAGCUCCUACUGGAAUUACUGGUUCGACGACUGGGACAGUUGGGGCAGCGAACUGUUCGGCAGUUUCCAGUUCGAGUUUGAUGAUUACUACGAUUGGGCCGAUUUGGUGCAGGGUGAGAGUGAUUGGCAGGGGUUCUAUGAUAACUCCAGAAGUGAGGAUUUCAGUGACAUCAUUGAUGUAGCCAACCCGACCAAAGAAGAACUGGAGGAACUUGGUCAUCAGCCCGAGGAUUUCAUUCUCCAGUGUACUUUCGAUAAGAGGAAUUGUAAUUACACCGACUUCGAAAUGUUCCAAAACAGAGUGUACGGAAACUGUUUCACCUACAAUCACGGCAGAGACAAUACAACAAUAAUUGAGACCACCAAAUCGGGAUCUGCAUAUGGUCUUCACUUGACUCUUUUUAUCGAGCAGCCGGAGUAUGUUGGUAUCUUUUCCCAGGAAUCAGGGGUUCGGGUAGCCAUCCAUGACCCUGCCGUGUUCCCUCUACCAGAGGACGAUGGUAUCACUGCUCCUACAGGGAGGGCAACAUCCAUUGGUAUCCGCCAGAAUCUCCUCAGCAGACAAGGAGGAAAGUACGGUAACUGCACAGAGGAUGGAUCCGAGACUCCUUACCAACCCGCGAACGGCUACUCCUACUCCACCCUCGCGUGCAAGCGACAAUGUCUCUUGGAUGAGAUGUACGAAAGGUGUGGCUGCGUCAAUGACAUCGUCGAAGACGAUCUCAUCCAGUGCAGUUUCUUCAAUUCCACCCAACAGCGUUGUCGUCAACUGAUACAGUCUUUGAAUGAUGAGGGAAAGUUGGAUUGUUACUGUCCCAAUGCCUGCAUGGAAAUGAACUACCUUACCUCAACAUCUACGUCACUCUGGCCAUCUGAAAGAUACGAGGAACAUCUUUACACGAGGGUAGCCGAGAAGAACGAUAUUGCGGCACGUAUUCUCCAGAAUGUAGAAUCUACAAGGAAAAACCUAGCCCGUGUCCGAAUCUACUUUGAAGAGUUGAAUUUCCAGUCAAUAGAAGAGAUUCCCGCAUAUACGUUUGGAUCAUUCCUUGGUGCUGUCGGUGGUCUCCUUGGUCUGUACAUCGGUUUCUCUGUCGUCACCAUCUCCGAGCUCAUCCUCCUUCUCCUCUUCCUCAUCAAACAUACUUUCUGUGGGGCCUUCUGUAGCAAUAAAGUUCAACCCGUUAACACAUGAGCGUCGGAAUCUUUGACCUACCACACACGUGGUCUCACUGUCAUACUACUAUUAUGAUGAUAUAGCAUAUAUUUCAAAAUCAGAUUCGUAUCAUGUAUGGGAAGGGGGGGGGGGGUGAACGUGCAAAUCAAAUAAAAAUUUAUAGU